Aaosphaeria arxii CBS 175.79 is the source of this 1303-nucleotide messenger RNA. RefSeq lists its product as uncharacterized. Lineage: Eukaryota; Fungi; Ascomycota; Dothideomycetes; Pleosporales. The transcript has a single exon. The record is from RefSeq and is a predicted model, not a curated record. Gene Ontology annotation, cellular component: membrane. The coding region runs from base 165 to 1220 and encodes 351 amino acids.
GGGGUGCUUACCUAUCCUGAAAUCUCUAUAACCGCUUUUCAACGCUUCUAGAGACUUCAUACCUUCAACACCUAACAAAAGUUCUACUCAUAUCUAUGCUGCUUCAAAUCUAAGGCACAAAUGAACGCCAACCUCUUAGCCAAUUCAAAUUCACUCCACAAUCCAUGGCUAGAAUAUCCUGCGCUCGCCUAAAUCACAGAUAUCUCGCUCACCAGGCGGUGGCCAUUGUGACACCCCCGGUCGUCUUCUUCCUCGUCUCCUAUCCUAAUUCACCCCCAUGGGACGAUUUCGCCCUCAACGUGCUACUAUCUAUUCUCGGAUGGCUGCCCGGUAUCAUUCACGCCUCCAUGUUUCUCCACAAAGCCUAUCAAGUCAACAGCAAACAUAACGGGAAAGGCUCACCUAUCCGCCUUUCGUCGAUGCACCUCUCGUCACACGCUGCCUCUGGUGAAUUCACGGAAAAUGAAGACACCAAUGACCUCAUCGACAAGACCGAUCAAGCGUCCAUCCGUGAAGCGCAAUUUUCACCUUCCGCCGUGGUGAUCUCACCUUCUCCGGAUCCAUCCCCCGCCUUGAUACAGAGUCCCGAGGCCAUAUACGUCCAAGAACCAACUCCCGGGCGCGUAUCGGAUGACUCCUCCCUACGCCGCCGUACCUCUAUACUCUCGCCCCUCCCACCAUCAUUCCAGCUCGCCGUGCCUCGUCAUCGGUACGGCCACCACGCAACUGCACAAUCCUCCGCAUCGUCUGUCACCAGCGACCACUCCAUAGCAGGCUCCAUCAAGUCAUCAGUCCAUUCAGUCUUGUCUGUAUUCAGUAUCAGCACCAUCUCCAGAGACCCCGCGAUCCACGACCAUAAAUCACAGUGCCAGCAAUGCACUCGUUGCCAUAGCUGCUUCCAGCUAUACGCGAAACGCGCGAAGCACUCCAGCCUGGAAAACACAGAACCCGGAGGCCCAUGCGAUAUCGAGGUGCGGAGGAAACAUCACGAAGCGAGGCACCAUCCACUUCACUGUAUAUGCGAAGCGUGCACUGGGGAUGGCCACAUACCUCGCGACUACGGAGAACACGCCAGGGGCUGUCGGUGUUCAUUGUGUCGGCAUGAGGGUCCGGGGCACACCAAGAGACCCCACGAGCCGAACCCAUGGAUCUAUGGUCCUCAGAACCAGGUUAUAACGGGAAGUAUCGUCGGCGGAAUGGGUCAUGGCAUGGGAUGGUGAUGCCGACUCCCUUUCGUGAGAUGGAUGCUUUCUUUGCUGAGAACAAUAUUUAUGGAAGGCGGGAAUUGAAGUGAUGAUAUUAC